Messenger RNA from Stylonychia lemnae, 489 nucleotides. The record is from the annotation of a GenBank genome assembly. NCBI's taxonomy places the organism in Eukaryota, Ciliophora, Spirotrichea, Sporadotrichida, Oxytrichidae.
AUGGAAAAAAUUAAAAGGUGCUUAAUUGCAGUUGGAAGCACAAAUUUCGAUGAAUUAAUAAGCGCUAUCGAUAACAAGCAGUUCAUCCAACAAUAAAACUAUAGAGGGGAGUAUGUGCCAAGCAGAUUACAAUCUGAGAAGAUUAAGGUCUAGAUUGAGAAAUUUAUAGUGCUUGACACUUUGAUAUAUGAAUCAGAUUUGGUGAUUUCUCAUUGUGGAGCUGGUAUAUUGCUUGAAUGUCUAAGAUCUGAUCAUGCUAUUUGUAUCGCUGUUGUAAAUAACACACUUAUGCAUAAUCAUCAGACAGAACUCGCUGAUUAAUUAUCAAAAGAGGGAUAUAUAUUCCAAGCUACUCCAUAAACAAUAGCUGAUAAAACAAAAGAAGUGAUAGAAAUAAUAAGGAACUCAACCUUAAAAGAUAUCAUUAAAUAAUAUCCCAAAGUUCAAGAAAAUUUGAUUGUCAACUUAAUUGAUGAAAUCCUAUUUUGA